UUUGUUUUCACGCUGAAAACCAGGAAGUUUUUGGAAUUCAAGAGAAAAGAAACUUAUUUCUUCACAAGUGAUUCAACUCUAAUAGAUCCACACCGCUGUUCUUUAGCUGUAAAGCAAAUUUGAGUUGUAUUUCUGUCGAGAUACUUGGACUUUGUCAAAUGUUGACAGUAUUCAUACUUCCACCUAAGUGAAAAAUAGACAGUUUGUCAUCGGAUAACUUUGCUUUUCUUGGCAAAACAGCCCUUCUAACAGGACAGAGACUGAGAAUCUGUUCAUAUUUGAACACCACAAAGAAAUGGCCGAGUCUGCAGUGAGUCAGUAUGUGGAUCAGUUCAGCUGUCCAGUCUGUUUGGAUCCUCUGAAGGAGCCGGUGACGAUUCCCUGUGGACACAGUUACUGUAUGAGCUGUAUUACUGACUGCUGGGGCCAGAAGGAGCAGGGGCCGCCGUACCGCUGUCCCCAAUGCAGAGAGAGCUUCAGUCAGAGACCUCUACUGAAGAAGAACACUCUGAUAGCUGAGAUGAUGGAGACGCUGCAGAAGACGUCCCUACAAACGGCUGCUGUGGAGUGUGAUGUUUGCACUACAGAGAAGAACAGAGCUGUAAAGUCCUGUCUGCAGUGCUUGGCCUCCUUCUGUCAAACUCACCUGCAGCUUCACUAUGAAUCUCCUGCGUUUAUGAAGCACAAACUAGUCGAAGCUUCCAGAAACAUUCAGGAGAACAUCUGCCUCAGUCAUGGGAGACUUCUGGAGAUUUACUGUCAGGAUGAUCAUCAGUGCAUUUGUUACUUGUGUAUGAUUGACAAUCAUAAAAACCACAAUACAGUGUCUGUGGAUUCAGAAUGGACUAGUAAGAAGAAAGAGUUAAAGGAGGUAAAGGUGGCGUGUCAGAAGCUGAUCCAGGAGCGAGAGAGAGGUCAGCGGGAACUCAGAGAAGCUGUGAUGUCUUUUAAAAGUUCAGCUCUAGAGACCAUGGAGGACAUUGAGAAGGUCUUCACUGAGCUCAUCUGCUCUCUUGAGAAGAAACGCUCUGAGAUUAAAGAGCAGAUCAGAGCUCAGGAGAAGACUGAGAUAGAUCGAGCAGAGGAACUUCACAAACAUCUGGAUCAAGAGCUGACAGAACUCAGAAAAAGACAAGCAGAGAUUGAGAAACUUCUGAUUACUGAAGAUCAGGUCAUUUUUCUGAAGAGCUGUCAGUCUGUGUGUGUUUUACCUUCAUUUGAAGACGUUCCCAGCUUCACUCAACACACUCAUCUGUCUUUUAAAGACAUUUCAAUCUCAGCGUUUAAGGAGGUUUUGGAGGACGUCUGUCAACAGCAAACAGCCAGAAUAUCUCGAGAAGUCUCAAAAUUCUUUGUUGUAAAGCCUCCAGAACCAAAGACCCAGAAUGAUUUUUUGCAGUAUUUCUGUGAACUUCACUUGGAUCCAAACACAGCACACAAAAACCUCAAACUGUCUGAAGAGAACAGAAAAGUAUCAUGUUCAGAUAAAGCUCAGCCAUAUCCUUAUCACCCAGAGCGAUUUAAUGUGUUUCGUUACAUCUUGUGUCGAGAGGGUUUGUGCGGUCGCUGUUACUGGGAGGUCGAGUGCAGUGGGGAUGAAUGGGCUGUAGCAGUUUGUUACAAAGGAAUUGAACGUAAAGGAAUUGCUGAUUACUGUGCACUUGGCUCCAAUAAAAUAUCAUGGAGAUUGGGCUAUUAUCUGCAGAAUUUCAGUUUCAUUCAUGAUAAAGCACAGGUCCGUAUCCCUGCUGCCUCUAGAAUAGGAGUGUAUCUGGAUCACAGAGCAGGAACUCUGUCCUUCUACAGCGUCUCUGACACAAUGACUCUCCUUCACAGAGUCCAGACCACUUUCACUGAACCCUUAUACCCUGCUUUUAGGGUUGGAGACAAUUCAUCUGUCCGGAUCAUGCAGCAAAGGAAGUUCAGAUAGACCAGAAUUAAAUAUAAUUGAUCAAGUUUCAGAUUCAGUUGCUAAACUCCUGAAUAUGUAUAUAUUUAAAUUUAAAUGUAAUUUGUAGUUUGGAUUAUUAAAAGACAUAACAGUUCUUAAUCACCAUCAAUGAAUAAAACACCUAUAAGUCAUUCUCAAGUUGGAUAUAGUAAAUAAAUGUACAGAUCAUUAUCAGAUGUUGCAAAAUCAGAUUUUUUUGAUUUUGUGUUUUCUGUAAUCUUGGCAUCUGAAAAAAUGUUUCAUCUUCAGCAAGGUUUAGUUCAUAAUAAUUCAUGUUUGAAUCCAUGAUGCAGUUUAUCAUCAAGGGUAAUUUGGAAUUUUUAGUUUGGAAUAUAAUCAGCUGCGGAACAAACUGUUUACAGCGCAGUUGAUCAAAUGUUUUAUGUGUCACAUCAUGUAAUGUUAUGUAUUAAAUGCAGCCGCUAUUUUGUU
Molecule: messenger RNA, 2383 nt
Organism: Megalobrama amblycephala (Wuchang bream)
Lineage: Eukaryota; Metazoa; Chordata; Actinopteri; Cypriniformes; Xenocyprididae
Product: tripartite motif-containing protein 16-like
Exons: 7
Coding region: 296-1930 (544 amino acids)
Molecular function (GO): protein binding; zinc ion binding
Source: RefSeq, a predicted model, not a curated record